Molecule: messenger RNA, 3671 nt
Organism: Pomacea canaliculata
Lineage: Eukaryota; Metazoa; Mollusca; Gastropoda; Architaenioglossa; Ampullariidae
Product: sodium-coupled monocarboxylate transporter 1-like
Exons: 16
Coding region: 1494-3002 (502 amino acids)
Biological process (GO): sodium ion transport; transmembrane transport
Cellular component (GO): membrane
Molecular function (GO): symporter activity
Source: RefSeq, a predicted model, not a curated record
UUGAUUGCUCAUUCAGAUCAUAAUUAUCAAGAAAAACUGUCUCUAAUGACCUUGUUAUGAUUUCGUCUUUGCAAACUCCUUUAUCUCUCCUUCUUCUGCCUUAUGGUACAUUUCGGGCUUCAGCUAAAGAGGGCUUAUUUCGCACAGGCUCGAGCUUUCCCUCUAUCUGCCCCAAAUUUUGUACGAUUUUUAUAAAAUUCUCGCUUUUUCCGCCAGGAAUGCGCUUUUUAGAGGUCAGAAUCGUGACGUCACAUUUGUACAUAAAUACGCUUAAUUACUUUAUGGUUCCGGCUUUCCCAUGGUUGAUGCCUUCAAGAUGUAAUUUUGUCUGGGUACACUGCUGGGGCCAGUUCCACAACACAUUUCUGGUUUUAAACACGUUUAGGCGUUAAAUCUAUUUAGAUAAUCAGUUUUAUAGAAACAGCGCACAAUAUAAGUUUAUAACUUUUUAAACUAAACUUUUUAAUGAAAUGAAAUUAUUGAAGCCACACUUUCGUUUUAGUCAGCACAUUUUCUGCUUUUGCAAAACGUUUAAAUUUGCUGAUUACGAACAGUUUUUAUCCUAGCCCCUGAUGUGAGUGUUGUUAACCUCUUUCUGUCUGAGUGCACCUCGAGACCGGAAAAAGGGGUAUUUACCCAAUUUGGGGAACUAAUAUCCUGUACUAAGCUUUACCCAGUCGUUAGUCAACAGUUUUGCAGCCCACUACGCCUUUAAGUAACACCUUUACUCUCCUGUAGAGAAUCACUCGGUAUCAAUUACCUCUGAAACCGUGAGCUGACUUCAACCACAGACUUCAGUGCAUGACGUGUGGCGGGUGCUCCGCUCGUUAGGACUGGGCUGGAGACUUCUCCUAACGGCCUUACCCUCCUGCGAUCACAUUCAUCAAGCUCGGUGCGAAAUGUAUCGCUUUCUGCCGUUAGACCGUCCUGUCUGAUAUCGUUUCUGCCUUGUUUACUUUUGUUCAUCUUCAUCCCCAAUGCUUCUCUAGCAACAAGGACGGUGGCUGCUGCAGCUCAGUGUCUGUGAUGCUUGAUUUUCUACUGGCGCCUGCCUUGACAAGUGUCUUCUGUCCGAGAGAUUUUUCACGUUCACAGGAAACCAAAUCCCAUUGGCGCUUGAGGGACCGCGUUUCACUCCAGUGUCUGUCUUUCGUGUCUGGACUUCAUCAAGGAAGCUGACAUCUCUCCCCCAUUGCGCUUGCCCUCCCAUAUCUCCCCAGCCCUCAUCCUGCCUCCUUCCUUCCGGCCUGGCGAUGCGGUGUCGGGGUGGUUGCCAUAGCAAUGCACGCGACGUGCAUGUUUGGUUCUGCUAGUAGGGUCCGGCCGUCUGGGUUCUUUCAAGUUUCGCUUUGUGCAAACGAUGAGAAGCAAUCACUGACAGCCAGAAAAAAACUCAUAACUUAAACAAACAUGGCGGGACUGGAUCUGCAGGCGUCGGUCAUCUCUGAACAAACUUUGUUUAGCCUUCAGCUUGCAGAUUCAGACAGCCAGUCAUGGCAGCCUCAGGUGACCGUCGCUUCAGCUUUCAGACCGGCCACAAGAACUCCUUCGGUGCCAUUGACUACGUCAUUUUCGCAGCGACGCUGGCGGUCUCUGCCGGUGUCGGCAUCUUCUACGCCAUCAAAGACCGGAAGCGGAAGAACAUCAAGGACUUCCUGCUGGCCGGGGGCAACAUGCACGUCGUCCCCGUGGCUAUGUCGCUGAUCGCCACGUUCAUGUCGGCCAUCACCAUGCUGGGCACGCCGGCCGAGAUGUACAACUACACCACCAUGUACCUGUACAUCGGCCUCGGCUACCUGCUGUGCAUGGCGGCCUCGGCGCACAUCUUUGUACCCAUCUUCUACAACUUGAAGCUGACCAGCGCUUACGAAUACCUUGAGAAACGAUUCAGCAGAGGAAUUCGAACCCUGGGAACAAGCCUCUUCACAGUGCAAAUGAUUGUUUACAUGGCCAUUGUUCUCUAUGCACCGUCGUUGGCUCUAAACGCUGUUACUGGACUAUCGCUGUGGGGCUCCGUUGUUGCAGUAGGCAUUUGCUGCACUUUUUACACGACGCUGGGCGGCAUGAAGGCUGUGUUGUGGACGGACACAAUCCAGGUGGGCUUGAUGGUGGCUGGACUGCUGGCCGCUCUCAUCCAGGGUUGCAUCGAACUUGGGGGCCUCUCCAGAGCCUGGAGGAUUGCAACGGAAGGGGGAAGAGUGGACUUUUCUGAUUUUCGUGCAGACCCUAAGGUACGCCAUAGUUUUUGGGCCCUUACUCUGGGCGGCGCUGUAAUAUGGAUUUCUAAUUACGGAACCAAUCAGGCCCAAGUUCAGCGUGCGCUCACGUGUGGAAGUCUAAGGCAUGCUCAGAUAGCCCUGUGGAUCAACGUACCAGGCCUGUUAAUCAUCCUGGGACUGAGCUCCUUGGCAGGAAUCGUCAUGUAUGCCUUCUACAGCUCCUGUGAUCCACAGCAGUUUGGACUUGUGUCUGGAAAUGACCAGCUGUUUCCGCUUUUCGUGAUGGACGUGCUGGGCCAUCUGCCAGGGCUGCCUGGUCUCUUUGUGGCCAGUAUCUUUAGCGGAUCCUUGAGCACCAUGUCCUCUGGCCUCAACUCUCUGGCAGCAGUCAUCCUCCAGGACAUUCUGCGCCCUUACUUUCUGCGCGGCAUGUCUGAAGAAAGGGCAACUCUCUGCUCACGAGCAUUAGCCGUCACCUUUGGUAUCUUGUGCCUCGCUAUGACGUAUGUGGCUUCCAAGCUUGGCGGAAUCUUGCAGGCAGCGCUUGCAUUGUUCGGCAUGUUGGGGUGUCCGAUGUUGGGACUCUUCACUCUCGGCGUCUUCUUCCCCUGGGCAAAUACCUGGGGAGCAUACGCAGGUUUGUUCUCGAGCCUGGCGAUCAUGCUUUGGAUUGGCGUGGGCGCCUUUACAGUCAAAGUCAAGCCCGCUCUCUCCAUCCGACGCACACACGGGUGCAACUGGAACCUGACCAAUCUCAGCUCCUUGGCCCCGUGGAUGGCCUGACCGCAUUUGACCGAAAUGGCACGUUGUCCUCUCAGGGUGCUGGCGGCGCCAUAUCUCUAAACAUGACGACUUCCGCUUCCGGUCUGAACGUCAGCUUGGCUGAGGCAACAGAGACAAGCGCCUUGGAAGAACUGUAUCAACUCUCGUAUCUCUGGUACGGUAUUCUUGCUGUGUCUGUUGUCGUUGUUGUCGGUCUAACCGUCAGUUUUGUCACAGGCUGUCUGGACCCCAAGGAAGUCGACCCUCGCCUGGUGCAGCCAGUCUGCAGUGUUUUCUGUCCUUUCCUCCCCAAGGCUUGUCUGCAGUACCUCCACUGCGGAGUUCAACAUCACAAGAGGGAUGAGUGGGAUCGACGGGAAGAGAAACAACGCCAACGCGACGCAAAGGUGAAGGUGACCUUUCUGGAACCUGAAGUGGAAAUGAAGUCCUUCCAGAAAGAGGAUGUCAUCUUUGAGUUGGAGACUGUUCGACUGCACCCAGUUUCUAGCUGACGAGCAUGAAGAUUUUGUGGACGUCACUACAACUGGCUCCAGAAUCUACUCAUAACAACCAUCCACACCUUCUCAUUUUCCGCAUUCCUGUUAUACUCUGAAGACUUGUUUUCGUUCACAAAACAGGUUUUUUUUUAAAAAAAGAUUCUAAUAAACAUGUUACAUUAUGUUGUGGCAA